Molecule: messenger RNA, 684 nt
Organism: Ixodes scapularis (black-legged tick)
Lineage: Eukaryota; Metazoa; Arthropoda; Arachnida; Ixodida; Ixodidae
Exons: 9
Coding region: 1-684 (227 amino acids)
Source: RefSeq, a predicted model, not a curated record
AUGAAAGUUUUGAUAACGGCGCCGCUGUUUGCAUUAUUCUCGUUCGUUGCGCUUGAGGACCUGGCUAUUCCUAACGAAAUUUCAGGAGCCACGAAGCAAGCGAAAACAAGGAAAUGCCACACACCAGGAAAACCGGUUGUUACAAUUGGUUACAUUGUGCAUGGAUUUAAUAUUACAUCUGAGGUCAAAUUGGAGCCUGAUUUUCAUUACUGGCAAAGUGAACUCCUAAGACAGGCAAACGAAUGGCUGCAGGAGUAUAAGGUAAACAUAAGACUUGAAAAUACGACUGUCGCACAAGCUACUAGCACGCAGUCGACAAGAAUAGAAAAGUGGAGAAGCAAAAAUGGUUAUGUUAGUCCCUUUGAGGUUCUGAGAUACCUAAAAGAAGAUAUAAAAAAUCACACAAAGUAUAACCCUGAUAUUGUCAUCCUUGUUACAAAAGUACCUCUGACCCUCUAUACUUUGGGUUUUGGUUCAUACGAGCCGCUUUGUCAUGACGUUGUGCCAAUAUUUUUAACAUACAAGAAGGAGUUGGUUAAAGAUACAGGCGAUCGUUUGGGUCAGGUGAUUUUAAACAGCUUAAAUAUAAAUAACUACAAUACCUGGAAUAGAAUGCGAGAAGCAGAUCGGUGGCACUACUUUGAGAAAUGCGUAGCACAAAGGUUGCAAGAAGACUACUUUUGA